This is a messenger RNA of Elaeis guineensis (African oil palm), 2773 nucleotides long. Its product is annotated as mitogen-activated protein kinase kinase kinase 3. NCBI's taxonomy places the organism in Eukaryota, Viridiplantae, Streptophyta, Magnoliopsida, Arecales, Arecaceae. Gene Ontology annotation, cellular component: cytoplasm. The record is from RefSeq and is a predicted model, not a curated record. Gene Ontology annotation, biological process: MAPK cascade; protein phosphorylation. Gene Ontology annotation, molecular function: ATP binding; MAP kinase kinase kinase activity.
CCCCACUCCGCCGGCCGUCUGCUGAGCUGUCACCCACCGUAGCUCAAAACUCGUCACCUCCCCUCCACCCUCGAAGCUUCUCUUCCUAACCCAAAAAUCACUCUUUUUUACCUCUCAAACUCUUGCUCUCGAUUCGUUCGCUCUCUCAUUCUCUCUCGUUUACGCCGUGAUUCCUCGCAAGGAUGCCGGCGUGGUGGGGAAAGUUGAAAUCGAAAUCGAAAUCUACUUCGAGUCCAAGGAAGAAGGACGAGGCGGCGGCGGCGGCGGCGGCGGCGGUGGUGGAGGAGGAGAAGCAGGGGUUUCAAAGAGGAAGCAAGAAGGAGAAAGCUAACAGUUUCGAUGAGGUUCUUCUCUCCGGGAAGAACAGAGAUCCGUCGCCCAUCGGUGGUGCCCGUGGUCGUGGUCUGGGGAUUGGAUUGGCGCAUCCUCUCCCCCGCCCGUCGUCCAUCUCGUCACCGCUGCCGACGUUGCCCCACGACCAUGGGGUGGCGACGGCGACGGUGUCAGCGUCGGCGUCGGCGUCCAGUUCCAGCUCCUCCGGGUCUUCAGAGGAGACCCCGGAUCUGGGGCUCUACAGAUAUUCGGACCCAAUCAAUGAGCCAAGGGGCAGAAAUACAACAACUGAUUCACAGAGGCAUCAUCGUGGGACCAAAGACAGGCAUCUCUUCUCAUGCAGCCCAGUUUUGGAGCAUCCUAGACGCACUGAGUUCCCUGUUUCUCCGGGAAAAGAGUUUCAAAUACAUGGUUUUGAUGGUUCGUCUAAUGCACAUGCUUAUACUCAUUUCCAGACUCCCGGCGAGACUGUCUUCUGUACAAGAACGCCUGGUUCUUCCCCCAGCCGAAAAUGCCAUCCCUUGCCUACAUCCCCCCGACAUUGCAGCAUGUUCAGUUUAUGCCCGGGAUCACCAACUCAAAAGCAGGAUGACCUGAGAAGUCCACCUCAUCCAUUACCCCUUCCUCCAAGUUCUCCCAGCUCUUCCUCUACACGUUCUCAUCAGUCACAGUGGAAGAAGGGAAAGUUAUUGGGAAGGGGAACAUUUGGCCAUGUCUAUCUCGGAUUUAACAAUGAGAGUGGGCAGAUGUGUGCAAUUAAAGAGGUCAAAGUUAUUUCUGAUGACUCAAAUUCAAAAGAGUGCCUCAAGCAACUAAGCCAGGAAAUCACUUUGCUUAGUCAGCUCUCACAUCCAAAUAUUGUGCAGUACUACAGCAGUGAAAUGGCUGAAGAUACACUUUCAGUUUAUCUUGAGUAUGUAUCUGGUGGUUCUAUUCAUAAGUUGCUUCAGGACUAUGGUCCUUUCAGAGAACCUGUAAUUCGUAGUUAUACUGGACAGAUUCUUUCCGGGCUUGCCUACUUACAUGGGAGGAAUACUGUGCAUAGGGAUAUUAAAGGGGCAAACAUACUUGUCGGCCCUAAUGGUGAAAUCAAGCUUGCUGAUUUUGGCAUGGCCAAACAUAUGUCAUCUUACACUUCAAUACGUUCUUUCAAAGGAAGCCCUUACUGGAUGGCUCCUGAGGUUAUCAUGAAUGGCAACGGCUACAACCUUUCAGUGGACAUAUGGAGCCUUGGAUGUACAAUUCUUGAGAUGGCAACUUCAAAACCUCCUUGGAGCCAGUAUGAAGGGGUAGCUGCAAUAUUUAAAAUUGCGAAUAGCAAAGAUAUACCAGAAAUCGCAGAGCACCUUUCUUCUGAAGCAAAAAGUUUUCUAAAGCUAUGCUUGCAGCGUGACCCAUCAGCUCGUCCUACAGCAGCCCAACUGAUGGAUCACCCUUUUGUUCGAGAUCAACCAACCAUAAAAGCUGCAAAAUUCAAUAUGAUUAGUGACUUGUUGCCUUCUUCUUCUGAUGGAAGCCAUACUAAGAUCACCACAGGGUUUUCCUCCAAGAGAAGUAUUUCUCCACUACAUGUUAGAGACCAUGGGAUAAGACAUGCAACUGAAUGUCCCUCAGCAUUUUCUUCAGGAUAUGGAAAUCCAAGGUAUCAUCAUCUGAAUCCUUUAACUGAUAUAUCAAAUGCCUGCUUCUUCUUGGACUCACACGAAUUCUGUUCUUUUGAUCCAAUCAGCAUAAGAAUGAAUAUGUCUUUGCCUGUUUCGCCCUGUUCAAGUCCACUACGGCAAUUCAAACAGUGUAAUAGAAGUUGCUUGCCUUCUCCCCCUCAUCCAGCUUUUUCAGCUGAAGCGAUCAACUAUAGUCCAAUCAAUUAUGCACUCUAUCCAAUGAGGCCAAGCAACAAUUUCGUGGAUCCUUGGCCAGACGUUGCCCCACUGAAAGCUUCAGCGCCUUUUGACUCUCCAAGAAGACUAUAGGAGGAAUUUGUAAAAAAACAAACAGUCAAAAAAAAAAUCAUUGCAAUCAGGGUUUCUGCUGGUGGAAGAUCAGAACAAAAAUUGAAAGUUCAUCCAAAUUCAAGUGCAAUUGAAGAAUCUGAAAGGCAUAUUUGUGAGAUGGCUACAUAUGAAACUGAUCUUGCUGGGAUGGUGCAGGGGUGGUCUGAUUUUAUUGGUUCUGUUCAUAAAAUAUGUUGUACUUCAUGAUCAUUGUAAGUGUAAGAUCACAUACCCACAUUCUGUACAGAGUAAAGGUUGUUUCAGAAGAUAUAGAAGAAGUGAAAAGCCUUUUUUUUGUUUCAUUUACGGCAUCAUGGACUGUUUUAUCCCCUCUCUGAAGUAUCAGUGUUUCAUCAUCAGGAGCUUAAUGACAUUAAUUGAGUUCCCAAAUGUAAAUUGGUGAUUUAUUCCUGUAGAUUGAUGGAGCAGGAAUUUUCCAUUGCAAA